AUGUGGUCUCCCGCCUCCUCUAUCAGGGCCCUUCUAGCUGCACUCCCGGUGUUUUCUGGCUUUAUAGUGAACAUCGAGCUGCCAAUUACUCACAUAGGUAGUGUUCCAUUCUAUGAUCCCCGUGUCCUUGGAGGCUCCAUGCUAGACAACGCCGGGGGUGGUUAUGGGGAACCUCUUAAUGUCAUCAUCUCCGGGACGAGUUCCCCAGAAGUCCUCACGGAGAAUGGUUUUAUCAAGUUCGCUCUGGCUUUAGGCUUCGCAAGAGAAUGUCUCGACAUCCACUUGGGCGCUCCCAUGCCUGCCAACCUUGGCGACGGCAAUGGCUGGGUUAAUCAAACCAUCGAAUUGCGGCACGACUAUGCCAUCGGGGGGACAUGCGCGGAGACCAUCUUUGGUGGUAACCACCUGAGACUGUUCGUGCAGAACGGCACAGAAGCGGACAGUGGUGCUCUAUUCUUAGCUGUCUCGAAAGAGGAGGACCUCGAAGAGCACCACACCAUUUCACCAAACGGAUACGAUCGCGGGCGUACCAUCCGGAUUCCGUUUGGAUCAGAGAAACACGCGUCCAUAGCUAAGCAGGUCAUCGAGGUGGACAGGGAGCUGCAACCCCAAGCUGUGAAGAGGACAUUGUCAGUCGAAGACCGAACAUUGGUUGCCAACUUCGAGACGCUGACGAUCAGGCUUUCUCGUCUAACGGUCAAUGCGUUUCUGGAGAAUGUUGACCUCGUCGUACGGACGAUCGGGGAGUUCGGGGAGAACGCGGAAUGCGGUACAACGACGUAG
This is a messenger RNA of Fibroporia radiculosa, 783 nucleotides long. RefSeq lists its product as uncharacterized. The record is from RefSeq and is a predicted model, not a curated record. Gene Ontology annotation, cellular component: EKC/KEOPS complex. NCBI's taxonomy places the organism in Eukaryota, Fungi, Basidiomycota, Agaricomycetes, Polyporales, Fibroporiaceae. The transcript is spliced from 7 exons. The coding region runs from base 1 to 783 and encodes 260 amino acids.